This is a messenger RNA of Chara braunii, 1964 nucleotides long. Lineage: Eukaryota; Viridiplantae; Streptophyta; Charophyceae; Charales; Characeae. The record is from the annotation of a GenBank genome assembly.
CUAGUGGCCAGCCUGCAGCCUCCCGCAGAAUGUCGCAGUCCUAUGACCAGACGAAGGAUGUGGGAGACGAACCUGGCUCACGGGGAAAACGAAAGAGGGGAGAGGCAUCGACCUCUCCUGCGAGUCGAACAAAAGAGGCGAGGGCCGACGCCGUCAAUGAAGCUUGCGGAGCGUUGACGGCAUCACAGGAAGCGCGGGCUCCUCGGAAAACUGGUGGGGGGGGACGAAGUGGCAACCUUGGGGGCGGUCGCGGAGGCGGUAGGAAAGGCUCGCAGAGGUCCAGGGCACCUGAGCUGCAGGACUCGGGGGAUGAGGGCGAGGGGGUGGGCCCUCGCAUGCCCGAGGACAUUGAAGAGUUGGUUCAGCACGCCGCGCCCGUGGACACGACACAAUGUUUCUUCCUCGAAUACGACGAACAGGGCUUCGCGAGGCAAGAUGUCCAAGUUGUUAACGUCGACGUUAAUAGGAUCAAACCCAUUCCUCGUGGGAAGAUCCUAUUUAACCACCGUUCGUUGUCUGAGAAUAUUGUGAGAGGCAUCAAGAGUGUCAUAGAAAGCUCCAUCAGUGUUGACCCGGGGGUGUGGGAUAGACCUGAGCUCGUUCUUGCGCCGGUUGACCCCAACGUCACCAUCGGGGGGCAGGGAAGGCGAAUCACGCCGGACGAGUUCUUCCAAACAGAUUCUGGUGAGUUCGACUGGUACGCUGUCUGUGGUCAGCAUACUGCCGAGACCAUGAAGCGGUUGGUUGGAAAGGACUCCCCCGCCGUCAAAGUCUACGGCCUCCGCACGUACUCUAAAGUGCGAGUCAUUUUUUUCGAUGAUGACCACACACGCGGGUACUUCAAUGUCUCCCUCUUCGACAACACACGGGAGAAUCGUGCCAUGAUGUUAUCCUUCCAGAACGCUGUGCGUGAUAUGCGGCAAUGGUGGAUCGAUAACAACAGGAUCGAGGCACCCAAAGCUAAGGUUAGCGAGAAGGAUGUCGUCGCCGUUGCGCAUCAGAAAAUGUGGCAGAACUUCCUGAGGGUCUGCAUGGGGAAGACGUGCGACAAGGCAUUCGUGAAGCAGGCUCUCGACAACGAAUACAACAAGGAUUGGAGUAACAAACUUCGGGGGUACCUGAACCUCGCCAUGUCCACCCGCACGGUUUGGCCGCUGGUGGAGAAGUUCUUCGCGAUGUUCGAGGAGGGUAAGCUGCCAAUCGGCGACGGCAAGAUCCCACUUGAGAUGCUGGGGAGGAUGGAGGGGCGCCUGCCCGGCCCGUACACUGACGAGAACAAGGGACAACGGACUUUGUACCACUGCAUAUAUGCGAGAGAUGGUCCCAAGGGCUCCACCGUGUCGUGGAAGGAUUUGUGUCCUACAUACUUCAAGAACUUCGGGGACAUGACAUGCCGCAAGAGAGAAGUCGCGCUACUCCUGCUCAUGUCGGGGAAAGUGGUGGCAACAAAAUUGAGAGUCACGCCUCCGAGGGUGAACACAGAGUGCCUCCUCGACAUUAUGCGCAAGGAGAGAUACAUGGUCCGCAUGUUCAACUACGUCAUGUUUCGCGCCGAGGGAAGGACAGGGGACGAAUGGAACGACGACUUUUUCAUGUCGUACAAGGACCUGGAAGAGAGGUAUGCUUCAAACGGGUUAUGCGCAGAUGAAUGAGAGAAGCAACGGGAGAAGCUGCAUAGCAACUUAGUGAAGACGAUCGCUCAGCGACUUGGAGGAGUGGAGGAGGCAAGGCAAGGUGCGGGCUUGGGGCCUACAGAAGUAAUGUACAAGGAGGCUCCGUUUCACUUCAAAGUCUUUAUAUACACCACGAGACACAGACUCUGAGGAUGAGGAAGGGAAGAACGAGUCGGGAAUCGAUGUCGACAUGUUCAAGAAGAAUCUAUCUGGAGAUCUUUUAGGAGAAGCUAAGCAGACAAUAGCACAGGAGGUGAGCAGAGGACUGUACAACAAAUCAAGCAAGAGUGA